Rhagoletis zephyria (snowberry fruit fly) is the source of this 3021-nucleotide messenger RNA. The record is from RefSeq and is a predicted model, not a curated record. Lineage: Eukaryota; Metazoa; Arthropoda; Insecta; Diptera; Tephritidae.
AUGACCCGACUUUUGCCCAUUCUCGGGCUUAUCAUUGCCACGGUUGCCAUCUCGGUCCACUCGGUGGUGAUUCGCGUGGAGAAUCUGCCGGAAAAGUGCGACUACAGCAAGUGCACCGCACCGGAUCCAACCAGAAUCAACGUCCACCUGGUGCCGCACACGCACGACGACGUCGGAUGGCUCAAGACCGUCGACCAGUACUUCUACGGACUUCGAUCAAAUAUUCAAAAGGCGGGCGUCCAGUACAUCAUCGACUCGGUGAUUGAGGAGCUGGUCCGGAACAAGGACCGCCGCUUCAUCUACGUCGAGACGGCCUUCUUCUGGAAGUGGUGGAAGGAGCAGGACCAGGAGACGCGGGACAUCGUCCACGAGCUGGUCAAGACGGGCCAACUGGAGUUUAUCAACGGCGGCUGGUCAAUGUCGGAUGAGGCGACUGUGCAGUACAACUCCUUCAUCGACCAGACGACCUGGGGCCUGCGUCGACUGAAUGACACCUUCGGCAAGUGUGGCGUGCCCAAGGUGACCUGGCAGAUUGACCCCUUUGGCCAUUCGAAGGAGCUCGCUUCGCUCUUUGCCCAGAUGAACUACGACGCCGUCUUCUUCGCUCGCGAGGACUGGCAGGAGCUGCACUUCCGCCGGCAGAAUAAGACGCUGGAACAUGUUUGGCAGGGCUCGGAAGAUCUGGGCACUGCGGGUGAUCUCUUUACCGGAAUGAUGGACUUUGGCUACGGCCCACCGCAGGGCUUCAACUGGGACCUGGUGGGCGGCGGCGAUGAGCCGGUGAUUGACAACCAGGACUCGGAGGAGUACAACGUCCCGCACAUGGUUGAAAAGCUGGUGAACCUCGCAAAACGCUAUCAACAGUCCUACGCCACGAAGAACGUCAUGUUCCCCAUGGGCACCGACUUCCAGUACCAGGACGCCCACGUGUACUUCAAGAACAUGGACAAGCUGAUCAACCAUGUGAAUGCCGGCUCCAAGGAGGUGAAGAUCUUCUACUCGACGCCUUCCUGCUACGCCAAGGCCCUCCACGACUCCGUGGGCCACGCCUCCUGGACCGGAAAGGCCGACGACUACUUCCCCUACGCCUCCGACCCGCACGCCUACUGGACCGGGUACUUUGUGUCCCGAGCGGCGUUAAAACGCUUCGAACGGGUGGGAAACAAUGUCCUGCAGGCCUGUAAGCAGGUGGACGUGCUGGCCGGAAACGGAGACGCCCUGGAGCGGGAGAUCACCGCGUUGCGGGAGAUUAUGGGCGUGAUGCAGCACCACGACGCGGUGGCUGGAACUGAAAAGCAGCACGUCGCCGAUGACUAUGCGCGAAACCUGCACGCCGGCAUUGAGGCCUGCCGAGAUGUCCUCCAGCGGAGUUAUCAUAAGCUUCAAGCAAAGGCCACCGCCAACCUUCCGACCAUUCAGAAGCAGGUCUUCUGCGACUACCUCAACGCCAGCAGCUGCUCGGCCACCGAGGCGGGCCGGAACUUUGCCGUCAAUGUCUACAAUCCGCUGGGCGCCCCGCUGGUGAACAAGGUCCUCCGACUUCCGGUCGCGACUUCCGGUGGAAAGUUCUACGAGGUUCUAAGUCCUGAGGGGAAGCCGGUUCCCUCGGAGCUGGUGGCCAUUCCCGAGGCGGUGAGAAAUCUGCCGGAGCGGAAACACUCCACAGCCACGGAGGAGCUGGUCUUCCAGGCCUCGGCCCCAGCUCUGGGCCUGGCGACCUAUUUUGUCCAAGUCAGCUCAACUCGAUCCGCCAACUCUGCCGCCGAAGUAAAGGGCGUGAAGAUUUCCGCCGAGACGAAGUUGAAAGCCGCCAACUUUGAGGUGGUCUUUGACGCCUCGGGCGCCCUCUCAAAGGUGGUCCUCAAAAGUGGGCAGUCAGUUCCGCUGUCCAGCAACUUCCGCUUUUACAAGGGCGCCGCCGAUGAGAAGGUGCGCGCCUCGGGUGCCUACGUCUUCCGCCCGCUGACGCAGGAGACCUUUAGCGCCGGAAAACUCCUUGAAUCGAACCUCUUCACCAAGGAGGGCGGUGUCCACGAAGUCCACCAGAAGUACGACUCCUACGUGGAGCAGGUGGUGAGGGUGUCACCCGCCUCCGACCAGGUGGAGUUUGAGUACAUUGUCGGGCCGAUUCCGGUGGGCGAUCACGUCGGGAAGGAGGUUGUGCUGCAGUACAGCGCGGACCUGAAGAAUGGGGGCGUCUUCUAUACGGAUGCCAACGGGCGGCAGAUGGUCAAGAGACAGUGGAACGCCCGGCGACACUUGAAGCUCAAUGUGACGGAGCCGAUCUCCGGAAACUACUACCCGAUCAACUCGAGGAUCAUGCUGAAGGAUGAGGCUAAGAAGCUGGUGAUGACGGUGCUCACGGAUCGGUCUCAGGGCGGCACCUCUCCGCAGGACGGCGUCCUCGAGCUGAUGGUCCACCGGCGCCUCCUCCACGAUGACCACUUUGGCGUCGGUGAGCCGCUGAACGAGCCGGGCGUUGAUGGAAAGGGCCUGAUCAUCCGUGGCAAGCACGUUCUUCAGCUGUCCACCCUUGAAGAGGCCGGAAAGAGUCACCGAGAGGCGGGGCGGGAGAUGUUCCUCGAGCCCAUUCUCAGCUUCGUUCCCGACGUCGCCCCUUAUGAUGUCUUCAGCAAAAGCUACCACACCGAGGUUUCCGGCCUGACCAAGGCGCUGCCCGCUAAUGUGCACCUGCUGACGCUGGAGCAGUGGUCCGGUGGGCGUCUCCUCCUUCGACUGGAGCACUUCUUCCAAAAGGGAGAACACGCUGAGCUGAGCAAGCCGGUCACCCUUUCUCUGAAGGGUCUCUUCAAGCACUUUGAGAUUACCGCGGCGCAGGAGCUGACGCUGGCGGCCAAUCAGGACGUCUCGGCCCUCAAAAAUCGGCUAAAGUUCAAGUACACCGCCGACGGGCCGGUCACUGAACCGGCGGAGACUAAGGCCUUCAAUGCGCAGACGAUGGAGGUCACCCUCAAUCCGAUGCAGAUUCGCACCUUUGCGGUGACGGUGAAACGAAACUAG